CAAAAUUAUGCAUGCAGUGACGUCUUGGCGCGCUCUAAAAAGAGACUGCGGGGCCUUUGCCAGUAACGACGUUCAAGAAAGCCCGUUUGCCAGCGCAGCGCUGGUGUCUGAGUCAUCCCAGGAUGGCGAAAGCAUACAGCUGAUUAUAAUAUUCACUAAACGUCGGCGCCGCGCGCACGGACGUUUGUGCUGGCGCUCUGAGUGGUGACUUUGACAGCAAGUCCCGUGACUGCGCGUCACCCGAGGCAAAGCAUAUAACGCGUCCACGGUCCACGUGUAACAUCAUUUUGCAAAGCCCCGUGUUGUAAACCCUGAUCUUACGAAGUGCUCACUACGAUGCAGGCAAAGACGCUACCAGCAGGCAACGUGACAGCGUUCCAGACGCGUGUGUACACCCUCUUGCUCCAGAUUCCCGAGGGCAAGGUUUCUACAUAUGCUGCACUUGCCAAGGCCCUGCAGAGUAGCCCCCGAGCAGUGGGUGGAGCGCUGCGCAACAAUCCUUUUGCGCCAGAGGUUCCUUGCCACCGGGUACUAGCAAGCACAGGUUUCAUUGGCGGCUUCAAAGGAGAUUGGGAGAAGGUGCCCAGCGGACAGAAUCAGACGUCGAAGAGGGAGCUUCUCGCCGCCGAGGGUGUUCAGCUUGACGAAAAUGGCUAUUUAGUUGACAAGUCAUGCUGGUGGGACAACUUUGACAUCUCGUAAGGGGCGAAACAAGAUAAAGCAUUCGAGAUGAUCCCUGUUGCAGUGCACCCCGCAUAUCGGGUAGCCCAUAACGACGGAUACAUUAUGGCAUUAGAUGCCAAGAGGAAAGAAUAUGACUCAUGAUCGAACCACGGAGCGUUGCACCUGUCCCCUGUAAGAUGGCAAACUCCCAUUAUUAGUCUGAAAGCUUGG
Paraphaeosphaeria sporulosa is the source of this 894-nucleotide messenger RNA. RefSeq names its product DNA binding methylated-DNA--cysteine S-methyltransferase. Gene Ontology annotation, molecular function: methylated-DNA-[protein]-cysteine S-methyltransferase activity. The record is from RefSeq and is a predicted model, not a curated record. NCBI's taxonomy places the organism in Eukaryota, Fungi, Ascomycota, Dothideomycetes, Pleosporales, Didymosphaeriaceae. Gene Ontology annotation, biological process: DNA repair. The coding region runs from base 337 to 702 and encodes 121 amino acids. The transcript is spliced from 4 exons.